AAAAAGUAUCAACAAAGUUAAUAAAAAGCAAUAGUAAUAUUAAUAUAUAUCAGUUAAAUGUUACAAAUACAAUAAAAAUGGGACUUUACUUAAGUUCACCCAAAAUGAUGAGUGUUCGGCUUUAAUCUGGUACAAUAAGUCCACAAUUAUAGAUGCUUGGUAAUUCCAAACGUAUCAAUGAACUUCCCAGUGGUGUAAUCCAAAGUAAGAUCUCAGUUAACUCAAUCUCGAAUGAAAAUAGAACGAGGAAUGUGAGAGAAGCAGUGUAUUUGUUAGCCAGCCACGGUAUGUCACGCUAUGUUAGAAUCACAACGGAGUGUUCAAGGUCAUUUACUAAAACAACAGGUACAAUCAUUUAAUGAUAAAUGUACAUGUAGUGAGAAAUUGACAAAAUAAAUACCAAUAAUAUUAAAAACUAUUUACAAAAUAAGCUUGUCAGACCUAUCUCCACAUAGCUCCUACCAGAGUGUCCGGAGGUACCACUGGUUAUAAUAACAAAAAAAAGUAUGAAUAUGAUAUAUAUGUAUUUACAAAAAUAUUAUUUACAGUUAUAACCAACAAAGAUUGUGAAGAUGGAUAUGACAUAUACUUUAAUAAGAUGCAGUGUGUUAUCGUUUGAGAAUAGCAGUGAUGUAGCAUAUCAUAACGAACACACACAAAAAAUGAAAAUACUGUCAUUUAAUGUCUUGUUCGGCUAACAAUGAUAAUAAUGUGUAAAACUGUUAAUGACCCACACACACAAACAAAAUUGAACUGUUUAUUUUUGUGUAUAAUGAAUAAAUAAUUAGAUAGUUUGCCCGCUUAUUAUUGUAACAAAUUUUUUUUGAAAAAAAAUGUGAGAAAACGAAUAAUUGUGGAACAAUGUGAUUAAUUAUGAACACUGUGAAAAGAAAAAAAUUUUUUUAGAUGAGACUGAUAGUGUAGGUCCUCGAUAAUUGUUUACUUUGAUUGUUUCAGUUGUUUUUUUAUACGGCAAAAUGUACAUAACGCUUUGGUUAUUUUAUAAGUCUCCCAGAACGUGUUAAACAAGAGGGUGUAGUGCUAAGUUUUUCCUCUUCCUCUUGUUUCUUAGCAAUAGAUGGGAGUGAUUGUUUGUUCGCAGUAUUGUCUUCUUUGUCUUGAGGGACUUCGUAGAAAGCUGGUUUUAUUCGGUCUAUGGAAAUUGUCUCAUGGUUACCAUUUUUGUUGAUAAUGAAAUAUUUGUGAGUGCGUUUUAUUACUUUAUAAGGGCUUUCAUAUGGUGGUGUCAGUGGCUUUUUUACCGCGUCUACUGGAACAAAAUCAAAUUUGCACGUUUCUAAAUGUUUAUCGAGAUGAACUCGGUCGUUGUAUUCUCGAGGUGGUAUUGCUCUGAUGUUCUGCAUCAUUUGUAAUAGGCGACUUGCGAAGUGAGUAGAAUCCCCGUGCGUUGAAAGUUCAUAGUUGACUAGUUGACCAAGUAACGUUAGAGUUGUACCAUAGACUAACUCGGCGGCUGUACAUCCAAUGUCUUCCUUUAUGGUUGAACGAAUACCGAGGAGUACAAGCGGUAAGGCAUCGCUCCACUUUGAUGAGUCAGCUUGCGCCAUCAGUGAGCUUUUUAAUUGGCGAUGGAAUCUUUCAACCAUGCCAUUAGCUGCUGGGUGGUAAGCUGUGGUUUUAAUAUGUUUGACCCCUAGAAGUUUAGUGAACUCCUGAAAAAGGACAGAUUGAAAUUGGGGACCACGAUCUGUUAUGAUUAUUGAUGGUACUCCAUAGUUAGAUAUCCAGCGGUCGAGGAAGACUGAAGCGACUGUUUCUGCCGAAGUGUCUUUUAUAGGGCAGGCUAUGGCCCAUCUUGUGAACCUAUCUAUUGCGGUGAGGAUAUAUGUGAAAGAGUUUGAUGGUGGCAGAGGCCCAACUAAAUCUAAAUGCACGUGCUGGAAGCGUUUGUCAGGGAUAGGGAACUUCCCAAUUGGACUGUAGGUGUGUUUUUGCGUCUUACUGCGUUGGCACUGGAGACAGCUACGUGUCCAACGUUUAACAUCCGAGUUGAUUUUAGGCCACACAAAACGUUCGGUAAUGAGCUUUGUUAUUGCUCUGAUGCCUGGAUGUGAAAGACAGUGCAAGUGCUGAAAUACUUUUCGUCGGCAAGCGUGUGGGACAAACGGACGAUUGUUGCCUGUUGAAGUGUCGCACAUGAUAAAUGCAUCUGAAAGAGGAAUUGGUACAGGUUUGAGAUCUAAGCUAGACUUUUCUUUGCAGACUUUCAAUUCUGCAUCGUCUGCUUGUAAUUUACCCAAGGUUUCAAGGCUGAUGUCAUGAUUGAGUACCAUCGUAUUGAUAUCCCUCCUAGAUAGUGCAUCUGCAACAAUGUUCGUGUGACCUUUGAUAAACCUGAUGUCUGUGGUAAAUUGGGAGAUAUAAUCAAGUUGUCUUGCUUCUCGUGGAGAGUGUUUGUCAUACGAUGUGCUAAAAGAAUGGUAAAGGGGUUUGUGAUCUGUCAUAAUGAUGAAAUCACGACUCUGUAGCAAAAAGUUGAAAUGUUUUACUGCUAAAUACAUAGCUAAGAGUUCGCGUCCAAAAGUACUAUAACGUUCUUAUGCUGGCGAUAAUCUCUUGGAGAAAAAGGCAAUGGGGGUAAUCGUGUUGUUUACUCGCUGUUGUAAUACUGCCCCUACGGCUUUUUGUGAAGCAUCCGUGCACAGGAUCAACAGUGUUGUGGGGUCAGUAUUUAGGUGUUGGAGCAUGGUAGCAUUAGCAAUCAUGGAUUUAGCUUUUUCAAAUGCUACUUUGGCAUCGGAAGGUAACUUGAAUAUUUGGUUCUUUUCUUCCUUGGUACCUGAUUUAUCGUUUUUCAGUAAAUCUGUCAACGGCUGUAGUACAUCGGCGCAAUUUGGUAGAAAUCGUCGACGAAAAUUGCAUGUUCCAAGAAAACAACGCAGUGAUUUUACUGAGGUUGGUUCUGGGUAGCUGGUGAUGGCUCUGACUUUCUCUUCAAGCGGUUUAAUUCCUUGGGAAUCAGUGUGGUAUCCCAGGAAUUCCAGAGAUGAGGCGCCAAAUAUACACUUCGAAGGGUUGAUUACAACACCAUAACUUUUGAGACGUUCAAAAAGCGUGUGUAAGUGCUGAACAUGUUCUUCAGUGGAAGAACUAGCGAUUAAAACAUCGUCGAUAUAGACAAAUACGAAAUCCAGACCUCUAGUUACUUCGUCCAUAAAUCUCUGAAAGGUUUGAGCGGCGUUUUUUAGUCCGAAAGGCAUCCUCAAGAAUUCAAACAAGCCAAAAGGUGUGAUUACGGCUGUUUUCUCGAUAUCCUCAGGUCCCAUCGGUAUUUGAUGGUAUGCUCGGACUAGAUCUAACUUUGAAAAGAUCUGUUUUCCACGUAGAUUUAAAGAAAAAACAUGCAGAUGAGGGAUUGGAUACCUGUCUGAGAUAGUCUGGUUAUUCAAUCGGCGAUAAUCUCCACAUGGGCGCCAGUCUUGAUCUUUCUUGAGAACCAUAUGCAGCGGCGAGGCCCGAGGACUGUUGGAUGGUUUAAUAAUACGAAGUUGCAUCAUAUGUUCGAAUUCUCUUUUAGCUACUUGCAACUUGCUUGGCGGUAGUCUCCUCGCCCUGGCGCUAAUAGGUGGACCGGUGGUAAUGAUGUGGUGUUGCACCUGAUGUGGAUUACAUUCCUCUUGAUAAUCUGAUUUCGUGAUGCAUUCGUAUUCUGACAGAAUGUCGUUGAAAACGUUGUUCGCAGGUUUCAUUAUCCGUACACCAUGGAUUUCAUAGUCGUUGGAAGGUGUACCAUCUACCUGUAAACGUGUAUUUGCGUCGAUUAAUCUCUUCUUGGUCAUAUCUACUAACAAAUUGUAGGCACCGAGGAAAUCAGCUCCGAGGAUGGGUUGUUUGACUUGGGCAACUAUGAAAACCCAUGUGAAUUGUCUUCGGAGUCCAGGGUCUAAUAUAAGAGAUUGCUCUCCGUAAGUUUCGAUAAUUGAUUCGUUAGCCGCAAUGAGAGACAGCUUAGUGUUUGUUGUUUCUUGUCUUCGGGAGAGGUGAAGUGGGAUAAUGCUAAUCUCUGCUCCUGUAUCGACUAAAAAAUCCGAGCCAGA
Molecule: messenger RNA, 4058 nt
Organism: Schistosoma haematobium
Lineage: Eukaryota; Metazoa; Platyhelminthes; Trematoda; Strigeidida; Schistosomatidae
Exons: 2
Coding region: 2593-2931 (112 amino acids)
Source: RefSeq, a predicted model, not a curated record